Molecule: messenger RNA, 1097 nt
Organism: Elgaria multicarinata webbii
Lineage: Eukaryota; Metazoa; Chordata; Lepidosauria; Squamata; Anguidae
Product: putative P2Y purinoceptor 10
Exons: 1
Coding region: 1-1095 (364 amino acids)
Biological process (GO): positive regulation of Rho protein signal transduction; phospholipase C-activating G protein-coupled receptor signaling pathway
Cellular component (GO): plasma membrane
Molecular function (GO): G protein-coupled receptor activity
Source: RefSeq, a predicted model, not a curated record
AUGUCGUACAAUAACACAUCGGAAAACUGCACGGAUCCUUUGAUGGGUUUCCAGGCCUCCUUGUACGGGGCCACCUACGUUAUCAUUUUCAUUCCUGGCCUCCUUGGAAACAGCAUUGCUCUCUGGGUUUUGUGUCGCUUCAUCAACAAGAAAAGCAAAGCGGUCAUCUUCAUGGUCAACUUGGCUGCUGCCGACCUGGCUCACGUCUUCUCCCUGCCCUUGCGGAUGCAUUACUACCUCAACCACAGCUGGCCUUUUGGGGGCUUUCUCUGCCAGUUAUGUUUCUACCUGAAGUACCUCAACAUGUACGCCAGCAUUUGCUUUCUCACCUGCAUCAGCAUCCAACGGUAUCUCUUCCUGCUUCAUCCUUUCAAAGCCAAGGACUGGAAGUGCAGGUACGACGUAGCUAUAAGCGUUGCCAUAUGGGCCGUGGUCGGAGCUGCUUGCUUACCCCUCCCAAUACUCAGGAGUCCGAGCUUAACCGACAGUACCGACACCUGCUUUGCAGAUCUCGGAGUGAAAACCUUGUCUAUGGCCUCCUCAAUCACUUUGGUGAUAGUAGCUGAACUCUCUGGAUUUCUGGUUCCUCUCGUGAUUAUCAUUUGCUGCACGUGGAAAAUGGGGCGGUCACUCCAGGAGUCCCACGGCUCUUCUCCACACACCAACGAGAAGCAGAAAGCGUGGCACAUGAUCUUAGGAUGCGCAGCUGUGUUCUUUGUAUGUUUCACACCCUAUCACAUGAACUUCCCAAUAUUUAUGAUGGUGAAACAAGGUGUCAUUGCAGACUGCUCCGUACGCCGCCACGUUCUGUACUUCCAUGCUGUUUCUUUGUGCCUCGCAAGCCUCAACUGCUGUCUAGAUCCAAUUCUCUAUUAUUUCAUGACUUCAGAGUUUCAGCAAAGGUUAUUCCGGUGCAGCGGUGACACCAUCUCGAGCUGUUUCACCAUUCUCGAGAGCAGCAGGACCACAACCUCCUCAGCUGGGGAAAAUAGUGAGGGCGAUAAGAGAAAUACAGCUAUUCUCAUGAGAUAUUUUUGGACUCUUCAGCCACACAGAUUUGAAAGUGAUGGUAUGGAAUCCCCUUUGUCUUGUUAGCU